AUGGCGCUGCCGUCAAUACUCGGCAUUCGAAAACGCCAUCAGACCAACGGACAACUUUCGACAAAUUUAGAUACCCAGUCGGCAUCGACACGUUACGGCAAUGUCUCCAAGGCAGAUCUCAAGAGGGCCACCAAGACGCGCCGCAUUGCGACGAUGAUCGCCUCGUUCUCAUAUCUCCUAUCCGUCAUCUUUCUUCUCCUGGUGAUCAUUGGCAACAUUAAUGGUUCUGGUGCUCUUCCUUCGAUCUACUUCUUCAAGCUCGACCUGGCGGACAUUAUCCCCCAGUCAGCACCCAAUGCCAACCUGAUCAACUCCAUUGCGAGAACCAUUGGUCUUCAUGACUUUUACCAAGUUGGCCUUUGGAACUUUUGUGAGGGCUAUGCUGAUACCGGCAUCACUUAUUGUUCAAAGCCCCAGAGGCUGUACUGGUUCAAUCCUGUCAAGAUCCUCAUGAAUGAGCUGCUUGCAGGCGCGACCAUCGCGCUUCCCACGCAGGUCGUCCAAAUAUUGGACAUUCUGCGGCUCACCUCACAACUCAUGUUUGGGUUCUUCAUGGCCGGAAUUGUGCUGAACUUCGUCCUCAUGCUCGCCUCUUUCCUGGCUGUCCGUUCGCGCUGGGUCAGCCUGCCUUUUGGCAUCAUUUCCUGUCUCGCCGGGCUCGUCGUCCUUGCCGCAACUGUUAUCGGCACCGUCAUCAGCCUCGUGUUUAAAAUCGCCGCCGAAUCUCAGUCAGAGCUCAACAUACACGCUUAUGUCGGCGUCAAGAUGUUUGUCUUCAUGUGGCUGGCUGUGGGGUUCACUGGCCUCAGCUUCAUCAUCCACUCCGGCAUGGGUUGCUGUUGCACAUCGCAAAGGGACAUCAAGAUUGGGCGGAAGAAGAUACGCGAGAAGAGCCCUGUAGCUUCUACUGCAAGCUGA
Messenger RNA from Thyridium curvatum, 918 nucleotides. RefSeq lists its product as uncharacterized. Gene Ontology annotation, cellular component: cell cortex of cell tip; plasma membrane. The coding region runs from base 1 to 918 and encodes 305 amino acids. Lineage: Eukaryota; Fungi; Ascomycota; Sordariomycetes; Thyridiales; Thyridiaceae. Gene Ontology annotation, biological process: fungal-type cell wall organization. The record is from RefSeq and is a predicted model, not a curated record. The transcript is spliced from 3 exons.